UUCUCUGCCCUCUCCGGCUCACAACAAACGCGCUUCCCACCGGUGGGAGACACGGGAGAGCGCCACGGAAACACAUUUAACAUGGAGCCGAGCUGGUCAACUCAAGUGCUUCUGGAUAUGACGACUCGAAAAUAAAAAAAACAACGUCACAGUCGAGUUUCUCUCAAGACAUUUGAAUUAAAAACGGAGCAGCUCUCCUGGAUGUUCGCUGUUCAAGACUGUGAGAACGGAGAGGAAAGGAGAAAAUGAGGCUCUUCUCACCAGUUUAAUUCCUGCGAUGUCCAACAGAGCUGUGCACGCUGGCGUCCAGACACUGAAAAACAGGCUUCUUUGACAGAACAAGUGAUCCCUCACAGUUGUCACCAUGGCCCUGGUUCAGGCUCUUCCCAUAUCUGCUGAGCCCCGCACCCCAGGCCACGGAGGUGGCGCACGCAGACGCCACCGCUCCGGCCCCUCCCCCCCCAUCAACCUGCUGCCCCCCGCGCUGGACCCCAUGGGUUCUGUCAGCAGCCUCGUUGCCAGCCGCCCCUACCAGGACCACCGCUCUGGCGUUGAGCCGGGGGCCAGAGUCCGACGGCCCCCAGCUGGACCGUCAUGCCUAGGAUCGGAGUCGCCCCAGGACCCGCUGCGGCACAGCUCAGCGACAUCCAGCAGAGGGCUGGAGAAGGAGAGCGGGAAUGGGAACUACACCUAUGCGAACGAGGACUAUGUUGGCGACUGGAAUGAUAACCAUGUGGCACGGACCAGCCCGGGAUGUGAUGCAGAUGAGACUAGAGGGUUAGGGUUAAAUGGAAACAUGGGGGGGCCUCCUCCAAAACUGAUCCCAGUGUCUGGAAAACUUGAGAAGAACAUGGAGAAAACGGUGCUGCGGCCCACUGCCUUCAAACCCGUCAUUCCCAAGAGCCGCUCCUCCAUGCAGUACCUGUCCCCGCGCCACUGUGCCAACGCACCAGAAAGCCAAAACAACCUGAACCUGCUCAGCCCCUCCCAGCGAGAGGCGUCCCCGUCCUGCUCCGAGAAGCGCAGCUCCUACGGCGGGGGCCGGAACGCCAGCGGGGGCAGCAGCCAGUCCUGCUCGCUGUCCGACUCGGGCCGCAACUCGCUGUCCAGCCUGCCGCCCUACGGCGGCGCCAGCUACGGCCUGCCGUCCGGAGAGGCCCCCGCCGGCCAGCCGGAGCCGGUCAAGAGCGCCCCGCCCGUCGGCGCACACGUGCACUCCAACUCCGACAGCGGACGCUCGUCGUCCAGCAAGAGCACGGGCUCGGGGUCGCUGAGCGGGCGGGGCCAGCCCCUGUCGGACAGCGGCUCCAGCGGGCGCUCUCCCGGCCCCGCGGAGGGCUACGAGGGCGUGGUGAGGGACCUGGAGGACAAGCUGAGGGAGAGGGAGAUGGAACUUCAGCAGCUCAAAGAAAACCUGGAUGAGAACGAAGCUGCAAUAUGUCAGGUUUACGAGGAAAAGCAGAAGCGCUUUGAGUUGGAGCUGGAGGAGCUGAGGCAGGGCUGUGCCACCAGGAUGCAGGUAGCCUCCCAGAAGGCCCAGCGGGCUCAGCAGGUGCUUCAACUGCAGGUUUACCAGCUCCAACAGGAGAAGAAGAAGCUGCAGGAGGAUUUCUCUCAGCUUCUGAAGGAAAGGGAGCAGCUGGAGGAGCGCUGCUCCUCAUACGAGCACGAGAAGAUCCAGCUCGGGCCUCGACUAGAGGAGACCAAGUGGGAAGUCUGUCAGAAGUCGGGGGAAAUCUCGUUGUUGAAGCAGCAGCUGAAGGAGGUGCAGAGCGAGAUGGCCCAGCGCGUGGGGGAGAUCGUCUCCCUGCGGGGUCAGCUCAGGGAGGCCCGCGGAGAGCUGACCAACACCCAGGUGCAGCUCCAGGAGUCCCAGGGCUCCACCCGCACGCGCACCCUGGAGCUGGAGGUGUGCGAGAACGAGCUGCAGCGCCGGAAGAGCGAGGCGGAGCUGCUCAGAGAGAAGGUGGGGCGCCUCGAGGCGGAGCUGGCUAUCCUCAGAGACACCCUGGCCAGUCAGGGCCCGGGAAACCGCCAGUGCCAGGUGUUCCAGGAGGCCGAGGAGCACCUGCUGGCCUACGAGAGCGACGAGGCCAAGGCCCAGCGUCAGAGCGGCGCCGAGGCCCUGCAGAACAUGAAGGCGCAGAUGGACAGGAUGAAGUCCGAACUGGCCUUUGAGCGCCAGCGGGUGGAGCAGCAGGCGGGCUGCUUCGAGGAGGAGCGCAAGAUAUGGCAGGAGGAGAAGGACAAGGUGAUCCGCUACCAGAAACAGCUGCAGCAGAACUACGUGCAGAUGUACCGCAGGAACCGGGAGCUGGAGCAGCACCUGCAGGAGCUCAGCCUGGAGCUGGAGAGCCGAGAGGAGGACGAGGGCAGCGGCAACGAGAUCAACUUCGACGAGAUCGCCGCGACAGAAAUCUAAUGCUCCCAUCGGUCCGUUUUUCACCCUGUUUAUUUGCACUACUGACAGCUAAACGUUUUCCCCUCAGAUCUGCUCUCUGCCGUUUUAGACGGAGACGCCGCGUUGUUCGUCACCAACGAGCAGGAGAGCGUCUCUGAUAUAAAAGUGCAGUCGAAAUCAGCCACACAUCAGCUGAAACCGCUCACACACGAAGGCCGCUGACCCUCAACAGUCACACGCCGAGUCCUGUCGCUUUUCACGUUUUCUAAGUGCUUGUGUGAGUAACUUCACUCAACCUUUGACUGUCCCCCUCCUGUGACGGUCUGACUCCACCCCCCCCCGCUGGGUCCGACACUACACUCCCACUCCGUCAGCUGUCGGCUGGCGUGAGCACAGAGCAUUCGGAGCCCACGCCGCCGUCAGCCGGCGGUGAACGUGGGAUCCCACACAUUCAGCGUGUCACGAUUAGAGUGAACGAAUCCCGGCGGCGUGUUGACGCGAAAGCCCGCUCUCCAGGUGGUGCGGACAGAUCUGCGACCGACCGUAAGCUCGCUCAACUGAUCGGGCCUUUAUGUAAAUUGCAAUAUGACUAAGUCAUAAAGUGCAAUUUUUCCCCUGCUUACAGCAGUCGCCAGGUCCAAUUUGUAAGUCGGGACCAAAAACAAAACGUUUUCUCCCGUUUCAAGGGAUGCUUGACACUAAAUUAGUACUGUGGGUGUAAAGGAUAUUUUGAGCCUCGGUGCAUUCCAGUUGUACAGUAUCUAACAACACAAGCUUGUCUUUAAAUGACUUUAGUGCAGAAUGUGAGCAGAACUUCAGUGACUAAUGACCCUGACUUCAUAAAGUUUUAAAAUCCCAGCUGUCUGCUUUCUACACGGCAGACAUUAGUUGGAAAAACGUUCACAGUGGCUUUUUUUAAGCACGGCAGCAAGUUUGUGCGCCGGCUUUUAAUAUCUCUCAAUAUCGUCCAUUGUAUUGAUUGUAAACUAUUUAAUAAGGACUUUUAUUUACCCUCUAAGUACCCAAGGUUUAUGACUUUCGAAAGGGGGCUCAAAUUUAUUCUAUACUUAUUGAUGUAAUGUUAGUAAAUCAGACCCAGAGACGAAAGGAGUGAUGUCAUCUGAAUUUUGGGGUCAUUAUUGAAUUAUUUACACUUGUGCUUUUUCUGCUGUACCGUGUUUAAGGGUGAAAAGAAGCUGAACUUGGAAGCCAUUUUGUUUUCCUCUGGAGACAUCUGUUUUUCAGUUGUUCUAAAAUAUGAAGGAACGCAAUCGCACUUAGUGAAUAUGACGUCUACAACCGUAAAAUUACACGAGAGAUAUAAUGUUUUCAGAUUCGAUUCGUUUGGAUUUCUGUGUGCAAAGAACCUGCAGAAUGGCCUGAUGAAGAGAGUAAAUUAUUUCCUGAUUAGAUUAAGUUUUAAUGAGUCGGUGGGAUUUAGACCCACUGGCUUGCAGCGCCGUCCAUGCUGUCUUAAAAACACCAAAAGAAAAAUAAAUGGACAGCAGCCACCUUUAUAAUCGAUGGCAAAAAACACAAAAAACGGCUGAAUGAUGUCUGUUGUCUCAUCUCAUCCUCUCCCUGGGUUUAAAAUUGUCAUGGAUUCAUCUACUUUUUCCAGGAAAACCUAUUUUCACACAAUAAGGAGAAGCGUGUCGCAGCACUGAAACACAUUUAUCUCUUUAAAUGGAGAAAACCCUUUUUACCUCCAUUUCUGAGAGGGUUGUCGAUGGCGCAGUGCUGUGUGCUGGGCCAGCGGGUUACAAUUCUCAACUGAAGCUAAAGCGAAAAGAGGAACUCUUGCACUGAACAAUGUCACACAAGUGUUCACUGACCUUUUAAAAUAUAGAAUAAUGUAUUUAGUUCCCCGUUCCCAGAAGACGCCUCGUGUGAGUCAUUUAUCCUGUAAAUAAGCCAUUUAUUCCAGAGACGUGUGCCCGUCUCAGAAAAUAAAAAACAUAGCCACUGUGAAUAGACCAAAGCAAUGUCCCACACAUGAUCCUUUCCUCCUGCAGAUACGAUGCCUGUAUAUUACCGUUGGUGUGGAUGUUUGUUUUGGUUCCUCAGUAUAAUUUUAUAAUCCACAAUAUUUGUAUGAAGGCAUUAAAUGUAUAUUUUCAUGCUGUACAUUUCUUUAAAAAAAACCCAAUGGGGUUUUAAUUAAAAAAGACAAAA
Messenger RNA from Menidia menidia (Atlantic silverside), 4576 nucleotides. Lineage: Eukaryota; Metazoa; Chordata; Actinopteri; Atheriniformes; Atherinopsidae. The record is from the annotation of a GenBank genome assembly.